CUCCAGGGACCUUCUGGGAAUAAGCAUCCAGGGGCUUGGAUAUUAAAUAUCUCUCCGUUGUGACACAUCCAUUCUUCCACCGCCGCUGGACUCGGAGGCAACAAAAGGAUGAUUUGUGCAGAUGCGGCGAGUCUUUGCGGGAUGAUGAGGCUGUAAGUCGAUCCUCUCACGCCUUCUCCAUGAAAUGGCCCUUCAGUGAGGUGCGAAGCGGUGUGAGGGAUGGGGGCGCCGCUCUACAGGCUGCACUGCCUCCUGAAGCGGGCGCAGAUGCUGCUGGUCUGCCUGGGCAUCGCCUACCUGAUGGCGGGCAGCAUCCUGCUGCUGCAGCGCUCCGGCGUCCGGGUGGCGCCGCCCGGAGGAGGGGCCCCCGCCGGCCUCCCGCCCCUGCUGUCGCUCGCCGCGCCGCCCACCGCCCUGAGGGCCGCGGGGCUGGGCGUGAGGGCGCGCUCCAGGUGGGCCGCCGCCGCCGCCGCCGUGCCCGUGGUGUCCGGAGGGGGAGGGAGGAGCGGGAGGCACUGGCCCACGUCCCGCAGCCUGGGGGUCCAACACCUACACCGCCGCUGGUUCCACAGCCUGCUGCCCGAGAGCCCAGAGCAGAAAGUCCCUCUGCACAAGAACAGCAAACACAAAGGGACCUACAUGGGCUGCUUCCUGCACAACGCCAGCGACCGAGCCCUGGGAGGGACCAUGCUUUAUGACCUGCGCAAAAUGACCAGCUCCCUGUGUCAGGACACCUGCACGGAAAGUGGGUACCAGUUUGCCGGGCUGGAGUACGGGGCGGAGUGCCACUGCGGGAAUCGGAUCAGCAGCCCCCGGGCUCCGGAGGAGGACUGCAGCCUGGUGUGCCGCGGCGAGCGGGGCUCCCCCUGCGGCGGCGUGGGACGCCUCUCCAUCUACAAGGUGGAGCAGCAGCUGCCGGGGCACAGGAGAUUCAAAAACAUCCACUACCGCGGCUGCUUCCGGCUGACGAAGAGCGCCUUCGGCACCUUCCCCACCUACGCCUCCCAGCCCAACCUGACCACGCAGUCCUGCAUCGAGACCUGCACCGACAAGGAGCUCCCGCUGGCCGUGCUCAGGAAGCCGCACUGCUUCUGCGCCUGGACGUCGUCUCUUUUCAACCUCGACCAGCAGUCGGACGAGCAGCAGUGUGUCGGCGGCGCCGGCGGAAACCGGACCGGCGCCGGCGGAAACCGGACCGGCACCGACACCGGAAGCUCGUCCCCAGCAGCCCCCACAGACCCGGACCACUACCGGGUCUACCACACCCCGCUGCUCGACUCCAGGUGCAAAGAGCGGAUGUUUCUGCCCCAGAGGUCCAGCUCCCUGGUGGCUCUGUCCAGCUUCCCGGGGGCGGGGAACACCUGGGUGCGCCACCUGAUCGAGCUCGUGACCGGCUACUACACGGGCAGCUUCUACUUCGACGGCACGCUGUACAACCGAGGUUUCAAAGGGGAGAAGGACUACUGGAAGAGCGGCCGCAGCAUCUGCGUGAAGACCCACGAGAGCGGCCAGAAGGAGAUCGACAUGUUCGACUCGGCCAUCCUGCUGAUCCGGAACCCGUACCGCUCCCUGGUGGCCGAGUUCAACCGGAAGUGCGCCGGACACCUGGGCCACGCCACGGACGCUCAGUGGAAGAGUAAAGAGUGGCCGGAGUUCGUGUCCAGCUACGCCCCCUGGUGGGCGUCCCACGCCCUCAGCUGGCUGAAGUUCAGCCGCCGCCUGCUGGUGGUGCACUACGAGGAGCUGCAGCGGGCGCUGCUGCCCCAGCUGCGCCUCAUCGCCGCCUUCCUGAACGCCACGCUGACCGAGGAGCGGCUGCUGUGCGCCCAGACCAACCAGGACGGGCACUUCAAGCGCUCGGGGGCCCAGCGGCCCCCCCUCGACCCCUUCACGGCCGACAUGCGGCGGAUGAUCGACGCCUUCAUCCGCACCGUGGACCAGGCGCUGCAGAGCAGGAACUUUAGCGGCCUUCCUGAGGAAUACCUCCCGAGAUGAUGACGACCUGAAAAGGUCGAGCGGGUAGUUCUUUAGAGACUGGCUUCGGCGGGGGAUUUGCUGGACGGAG
Molecule: messenger RNA, 2065 nt
Organism: Salarias fasciatus (jewelled blenny)
Lineage: Eukaryota; Metazoa; Chordata; Actinopteri; Blenniiformes; Blenniidae
Gene: wscd1b
Product: WSC domain containing 1b
Exons: 8
Coding region: 220-1995 (591 amino acids)
Molecular function (GO): sulfotransferase activity
Source: RefSeq, a predicted model, not a curated record